This is a messenger RNA of Seminavis robusta, 516 nucleotides long. The record is from the annotation of a GenBank genome assembly. Lineage: Eukaryota; Bacillariophyta; Bacillariophyceae; Naviculales; Naviculaceae.
AUGGAAAACGGUUUACGGUUCCAACACAGAUUUCGCGUAUCAUUUGUCUCUCAUGCCAGCGGAUUCGAUUCGCUUUUCGUGCAGCUACGCAUUUUCGACGGCGCUGCUGCUCUCGUUCUGCCAAUGCCCGCUCUCUUUGUUUCCCAUCGCCAUAGGCCGGAACCGGUAUGGUACAAACCCGGAAACGGUGGUGUGACGAGUGCCGCAAUGGAUUCGAUUUCGACCAGACUAGACUCGUCUUCCAAUUCUUCCGAGGAUCUCUCGUUGUCUGGGUUUCUGCCGUCACAUGGUCGUAGUAGUACUGCCGUGACCUGUAUCGCUAGCGAUGGCGACUCUCCUGGCCACACAGCCUUCGCCCUCCGUUCGUACAAUAGGAACUCUCAUCGCGUGCGAACUCGUCCAAGGAACCGAGCGAACGCUCUGCCUACAGCUUGCGUGGCCGUAGGCAGCAACAGGGAAACUCCAUGUCGCAAACAACGGCAACUUGAAAAAACCGGAAUCAGAUCUCGUCCGUAG